Messenger RNA from Phymastichus coffea, 1909 nucleotides. RefSeq names its product cytochrome P450 4C1-like. Lineage: Eukaryota; Metazoa; Arthropoda; Insecta; Hymenoptera; Eulophidae. The coding region runs from base 201 to 1730 and encodes 509 amino acids. The transcript is spliced from 12 exons. The record is from RefSeq and is a predicted model, not a curated record. Gene Ontology annotation, molecular function: monooxygenase activity; heme binding; oxidoreductase activity, acting on paired donors, with incorporation or reduction of molecular oxygen.
UGCAAGAAACAGAAAUUAUUUAUACGGUAAUAUCUGAUAUGAUUGAAUGAAAAUCGUGACAUCACGACUGAUGUCUCAUUUUAUACACACGUUAUAUUAUCGACACUUACUAAAGUACAUUUGUAUGACUUGAAAAAAUACGAGACGAGAAAUAAGAAGUAAUCAAAAAUAGAAAAGUUUAAUUUUUUAUAUGCGACGCUAUGAUUGUUUACCUUAUAUCAGUGACAUUGCUGUUAAUAUCUUUCCAUAUAUAUACUCGAUAUAGUAGAUUUGGUAGAUUAAUUAACAAGAUUCCAGGACCAAGGCCCUUACCAUUUAUUGGAAAUUUACUUCAGUUCAACGUAUCACGCGAAAAAGCAUGGUCUAGAGUAUGUGACUAUUUUGAUCAAUAUUAUCCAAUUUACAAAUUAUGGAGUGUUACAAGCGCUGCUGUUCUUCUCCGGCAUCCAGACGAUUUAAAAAUAAUUCUAUCUUGUAAAAAAAAUAUCGAUAAAUGCCCUGCAGGAUAUGGUACCGUUAAAUAUACAGGAAAUAAUGGAAUCCUUUUUUCCGAUGGUGAUUACUGGCAUCCAAGACGUAAAAUAUUAAACCCAGCAUUUAACACUAAUCUUUUACAAAUUUAUAUGCAUAAAAUAUGUAAGCGCGCAGCAAAAUUUGCAUUAGAUCUUCGUUCUCAAGGUAAUAUCAUCGUAGAAAAUAUCUCUCCAAUAUUUUUAAAAUUCGCUUUGGCUGCUGUAUGUGAAGCAGUAAUGGAUUUCGACGUCGAUUCUAUGUCGGCUGAAGAAGAACAAAGAUUUAGAGAUACAUUUAUUGAACUUAGUGAAAUAACAAUGUACAGAGUUUGUAGACCAUAUAUACUCGAUUGGAUGUUACCGUUUCUACCCAUAGGAAAACGACUAUCAAGAGUACAUAAAGUUCUUGAUGAUUUUCGGACAAAGAUUACCAAUGAACGACGUCGUUAUCACGAACGUAUAGGACACAGCGUUUUUAAAAGUCAAGUGGAUGAAUUGGAAGAUGGUGUAGUUGGCGAUGAUAUCAAAGGAUUAAGAAAAAAUUUGGCUGUAGUAGAUUUAUUAUUGAUGGCUGAACAGAAAGGUUUAAUUGAUAACCAUGGAGUUUUGGAAGAAGUGCUAGUUGUCGCCACUGCUGGCUUUGAAACGACGGGAAUGGCAAUUUCUUUUCUUUUGGUAUUAUUAGCAGAAAAUAAAAACAUACAGGAUUUGGCUCGAGCAGAAUUAUUGAAAGAGUUAGGAAAAAAUCACGAUGGUAUAACAAUGGAACAUGUUAAGAAAUUGGAAUAUCUCGAACGCUGCGUAAAAGAAUCUUUACGAUUGUAUCCUACCGCUCCCCACUACGGCCGUAUAAUAACCGAAGAUAUACAACUAAGCAAAUAUAAGCUCCCAGUAGGAGCUGAAGUAUAUAUGAGCGCUUAUGAUCUUCAUAGGGAUCCUCAUUUUUGGCCAGAGCCUAAUAAAUUUGACCCAGACAGAUUUUUACCAGAAAAUGUACAAAAUCGGCAUGCAUUCGCUUAUUUACCUUUUAGCGCUGGUCUACGCAAUUGCAUUGGUCAAAAAUUCGCAAUAAUGGAAAUGAAGCUUAUAGUUGCUCAUAUGCUGUACAACUUUUAUUUUGAACCCAUUGAUUCGAGUGCCGAUUUCAAAUUUGCGCUCGAUAUUACUAUGAAACUAGAUGACAUUCGCUUAAAAUUUAUUAGAAGGGACUCCAAUUAAAAACAUUUUUCUGACGUGCAAAUACUUGCUGUACAUUUCAUUUUUGAUUUUUAUAUAUUUUUUAAGUGUUUGAAAUAAUUAGUAUAAAAAGAUGAAUUUAGAUAAAAACGUAUCUGAUAGAUGUGAAAAUUGUUUGGCAUGAUCAUUUAUUCAAACAAACGUUUAAAAUCAUAUAUUUU